This is a messenger RNA of Cryptomeria japonica (Japanese cedar), 624 nucleotides long. RefSeq lists its product as uncharacterized. Lineage: Eukaryota; Viridiplantae; Streptophyta; Pinopsida; Cupressales; Cupressaceae. The record is from RefSeq and is a predicted model, not a curated record. The transcript has a single exon. Gene Ontology annotation, molecular function: zinc ion binding; nucleic acid binding. The coding region runs from base 1 to 624 and encodes 207 amino acids.
AUGGUGAACAAGUUGAAGGAACAAUUUCUACUGUUGGAUUAUGAAGUGCAAGUGUUCAAGAAGUUGCAGAAUUUAAAGCAAAGAGACAUGGAUGUGGCAACCUAUACUGAGGAAUUCCAUAAGCUUAGUAUGAGGUUUUUUAAUGCAGAGAAUGAGAAGGAGAAAGUGGCCAGGUAUUUGAAUGGCUUAAGGUUCAACAUUCAGGAUGAGUUGAGCCUAGUUACUCCUAAGACAAUGGAAGAAUUCUUCCAAGUGGCAAGUAAAAAAGAGGAGAAGUUGAAAAGAAAACAAGAACAUCAAGGUAGAGGAAGAGGAAAUUUCAAAGGUAGGGGUAGUUUUGGUGCAAGAGGAAAAUAUCAAAAGCAACAAGAUGAAUAUAGUGGACACAAUGAGAAAGGUGGAGAGAAAAGAAAUAGAGGAGGCUUCAGAGGUAGGAGGCCCAAUGUUAGAGGAAGGUUUAAUGGAUCAGGAAGAGGUUCUAACACCUUCUUUGGUAGGUGUUACAAUUGUAACCAAUUUGGGCACCUAGCCUUCAAUUGCCCAGAGAAACAUGCCUCAAGAUCCCAUGGUGGGGAAACGAGAAACCAAUUGGUACAAGAAGAGGAUGCUCAAAGUGUGAACUGA